AUGAGGCCACUAUCGGACGAGGAGACAGAGGUUGUGCUCAAAAAGUUGACGCGUUAUAUUGGCGACAGUGUGCGAUUAUUAAUUGAUAGAGAUGAUGCCACUUAUUGCUUCAGAUUACACAAGGAUCGAGUCUAUUACUGCAGUGAACCGUUGAUGCGCAAAGCAGCUUGUAUUUCGCGGUCGCCACUGCUCAGUUUCGGGACGUGUUUGGGCAAAUUCACGAAAACUAGGAAGUUCCAUUUGCACAUCACUGCGCUCGAUUAUAUUGCUCCGUAUGCUAAGUGCAAAGUUUGGGUGAAGCCGAAUGCAGAGCAGCAGUUUUUGUACGGCAAUAACGUACUAAAAUCGGGGAUGAGUCGGAUGACUGAAGGUGCAGAAGCUCAUCAGGGAGUGGUAGUGUACAGUAUGAAUGAUCUGCCACUUGGAUUUGGAGUCACCGCAAAGAGUACCGCUGAAUGCCGCCGGGCGGAUCCAACAUCUAUCGUUGUUUUACAUCAGGCCGAUCUCGGAGAAUACAUUCGUAAGGAGGCUGCACUUACCUGA
Molecule: messenger RNA, 543 nt
Organism: Gongylonema pulchrum
Lineage: Eukaryota; Metazoa; Nematoda; Chromadorea; Rhabditida; Gongylonematidae
Source: the annotation of a GenBank genome assembly